Molecule: messenger RNA, 5106 nt
Organism: Numida meleagris (helmeted guineafowl)
Lineage: Eukaryota; Metazoa; Chordata; Aves; Galliformes; Numididae
Gene: GPR149
Product: G protein-coupled receptor 149
Exons: 5
Coding region: 34-2244 (736 amino acids)
Biological process (GO): neuropeptide signaling pathway
Cellular component (GO): membrane; neuron projection
Molecular function (GO): neuropeptide binding; G protein-coupled receptor activity
Source: RefSeq, a predicted model, not a curated record
UGAGAAGGCAAGGAACAAAAUUUGCCAAGGACAAUGUCGGUAAUGCCUAGUAAUUUGUCACUCAAUGGGACAAGCUUCUUCGCUGAAAAUCAUAGCGUUAUGGAUAAACCUAACGAGGAGAGAACUUUGAAUGUCUUUCUAUUCUGCUUGACUUUCAUCAUUGCAUUCACGGUGCUUCUGGGCAGCAUUUAUUCACUAGUUUCCCUGCUGAAAAUGCAAAAUAAAUCCUCAAUUUCAAUGAUUGUGACCUCUUUAUCAGUAGACGAUUUGAUCAGCAUUGUGCCAGUGAUUAUUUUCAUGCUUACCCAGUGGUCAAGUGAUGCUCUUCCUCAGCCUCUGUGCACCACCUCAGCACUUAUAUAUUUAUUCCAGGGCAUUUCUAGCAAUCUCAAAGGGUCUCUCAUAGUUUCCUACAACUUCUAUAGCAUCAACAAAACUGAGGCAAUGAACUGCAGUGCUUCCAAACAACGAGUGAGCAUGGUAUGGGCAAUUCUUAGCAUUUGGAUCGUCAGUUUGCUGAUCUGCAUUUUGCCUCUCUGUGGUUGGGGCAAGUACGUCCCCACCUCCUGGGGUUGCUUCACUGACCACACAAGUUCCUACAUCUUGUUCUUAUUUAUUGUCUACUCAUUGUGCUUUUGCCUCCUCACAGUGCUGUCUGUCCCUCUAACUUACCAGCUGUUGUGCUCAGACGAGCGACAGCUAUUACACAUCGAUUACCAAGAAAUCUCUCGAGGCUACAUCACCCCUGGGACACCUGCAGGCUGCAGUACUGCCACCCCAUGUCUGUCACCAGUGGACCCUGUGGAUAAAACCCUGAAGCAUUUCCAAAAUGCGUGUCUAAGCUCGAAGGCAGUUUUUAGGAAAGGUGUGGCUGAGAGCAGUGGACUCGAGCCCCGCUGCAUGAACAACUCAAAGAGCAGGAGCUUCGCAGUGGGCUUCGCCCAGAAACGAUUCUCACUGAUUCUUGCAUUGACAAAAGUCAUUCUCUGGCUUCCAAUGAUGAUACAAAUGGUUGUCCAGCACAUCAUUGGCUAUCAAAGCCUUUCGUUUGAGACACUUAGCUUCCUGCUGACGUUGCUAGCUGCCACUGUCACCCCAGUAUUUGUCCUGUCAGAGCACUGGAUCCACCUGCCCUGUGGCUGCAUCAUAAACUGCAGGAGGAAUUCAUAUGCUGUGUCUUCAGAAGAACUCAAAACCAAACACAGAGGUUUCGAAUUCAACCUUUCCUUCCAGCACGGUUAUGGAAUCUACCGAAUAACCCCUGAGAGCCACCACCACGAUGGCGAUGGUAAAUCCACGUCUUGCCACAACCUGCUGGUUUGCGAAAAACCCAGCGAGCCGCCGAGGGGAGAUGGUUGCGGCGCUGCGCGGGCUGAGCUCAGCAUCACGGACACCGCCCGGCCCGGCCCGGCGGGGCUCGGCGCCUCGGACAGCCCCCGGCCCGGCACGGCGGGGCUCGGCGUCACAGGCAGCGCCAGGCCCGGCCCGGCGGGUUUCAGCACCACGGACAGCGCCCGGCCCAUCCCCGCGGGCGUGCGCGGGGAGGCGGGCUCGGGCCUCGGCAGGACCGUGGAGGGGCCCGAGAGGAGGCUGUCGCACGAGGAGGGCCACAAGCCGGAGCUCACAGACUGGGAGUGGUGCAGGAGUAAAUCGGAGAGGACCCCUCGGCAGCGAUCAGGUGGGGCCUUAGCUAUUCCUCUGUGUGCAUUUCAAGGAACUGUGUCUCUUCAGGCACCCACAGGAAAAACUCUCUCUUUGUCUACAUACGAGGUAAGCACUGAAGGACAAAAAAUAACACCCGCGUCAAAGAAGAUUGAAGUUUAUCGAUCUAAGAGUGUUGGUCAUGACCCGAACCCAGAGGAGUGUCCUAAUACAUUUGCUGACACAAGUGUUAAAAUUCAUUUGGAGGUUCUUGAAAUUUGUGACAAUGAAGAGGCCUUGGAUACCGUUUCAAUCAUCAGUAAUAUCAGCCAGUCCUCCACACAGGUAAGGUCUCCGUCCUUACGCUAUUCACGGAAAGAAAACAGAUUUGUCUCAUGUGAUUUAGGGGAAACUGCAUCCUACUCCCUCUUCAUACCAUCCAACAAUCCCGACAGCGAUAUUAACAUAACAAUUCCAGACACUGUGGAAGCUCACCGGCAGAAUAGUAAAAAGCAGCACAUGGAAAGAGGUGGUUAUCAGGAAGAAAUACAAAUGUUGAAUAAAGCAUACAGAAAACGGGAAGAAGAUGGCAACAGCAAUUAAGAGACAUGUAAUCUAACCAUUUAAACUGAUUCAGUGGACACUGCUCCUCUUGACUCAAGUUACCCUAGCAAAUACAAUGCCAAGUGUUGCUUUUUUUUUUUCCUAGCAUAUAAAUUAUUUUUAUUUGGGUACACUGUUAAAUUAUUAACGUUUACAAAUGGGAAAACAAAUGCUUAAGUGCUUCGCGGCUUUACGUAAUGAAAUUCAAGUUAUUUAUGUAUCUCUUUAUUUGAGGAAGACGUGCAUCUGAAAGGAAUCCUAAAUCUUAAAAACCACCCUUGCUAGCUUGUUGGCACUAGGUGGUCUGUGAGAAUCCAGAAAAUGAGAGAAUGUGAAGAUGUAACAGGUUUCAGUGAGUGUUGCAGUUCUUCUCCUACCGAUGUGCCAGACUUGAAACAUAUAGCUAAAAAUAUGUAGCACAAGCCUAAGACUAAGCCAUUCAUUUGGUUAGGGAUUAUAAAUUACCUACAGUUUAGUUUUCUACUGCUCUAUACGUGAUUGAUAUGUAAUGUCUCUGUAAGUGGCCAUUGUAUAGAUCUUUGAAUGUGGAUGGCUGAAAUGUAAGCAUGCACGUUUUGUAAGUUCAACACUGUGAAAGUGUGUUCUCAUGGCUUGACAUUUCUUUCGAGUGUGUCAAAUGUUGGUUGAUUUUAUGCUGGUUACUCUUUAAGUGUCCCGUUUUCUGCCUCUGUGAUCUCUUACCAAGUUAAGAAGUUUUCCAACUAUGCAAAUAGUUGCACUCAAUCCAGAUAAGGCAGCAUUUGAAAUGUUCAAAGAGCUACAUCAACAUUAAUUUGAGUUAGUUUUCAUGUUUAAGGAUUUGAGGCAUCCCUAAGCAAGAAGUAGUUUUUCAGUAUUGCCUUCCUCCCUCACGAGCUUUUUUUCCACCCCUGAACGUUUUGUGGACAAACCAGUCAUCAAAUGUUUUUGGGUGGCUGCUCCUGCUUUAGAGCUGAGUCAGAGCUGGGGGUUACCAUUGAUGUGUGACUGUUUAGGAGAGGGGACAGGGCUGUUCAAGGAGGCCAAACUUAGAGACACAGCUUAGGUGCUGACCUCAGCUUGAGGCUGAUUGCCCAGAUCAGCUUCAGUGGAAGCUUCCAGAUCAGCCUGGAGCGCCCUCUGGAGGAGCCUGUCCUUCUGCUGCCUUACAGGAAACCUAGAACCAAGUCUGAAAUCAAACUAAAACCCAUGAGUAGUCUGUUUCAUGUCAAGUUCAAACAAACCAAGGCUAAAACAGUGAAUGAAGUCAGAAGUCUAACGCUUUUUGGCUGAGGGCUCUUUUUCUGAGAUUUUGUCAUUCGUUUCAGCUAGAUAGAAGUAUACAGACUUCAGGGCUUUCAGAGGUUUGACUAAAUGUUACACCACUUCUUUAAUUAAUAGAUUUAAUUUUCAGUGAGUGACAACAUAAUCAUUUAGGUGUCUGCAGUCACCCUGUUAUGCAUUCAGUGGGAACAUGCACAACAAAAUAAGCACAGCCCUAUUCAGGAUUCCUUUAUGGACUGUGAAAGGUAGAGCAAAAGGGCCAACCAGAUCAGCCUGUGUUCAGUAUGGAGGCAUGGAAAGAACAGGUGACUUGCCUUCUCACUUCACCAACAUAAAUCAGGCCUGCCACCUCAAUCAGAGGGGCUGUGCUGGCGUGACAGUGAUGUAGAGCUGAGGACAAUCAGGGUCAAAGUCUGCAGGCCGCUGUGAUAGAGAUGGAUCGCUCCGUGCAAGAUGUGCUUUUCGUGUGCUGCUCUUUCAAGGUGAAAACAAGGAUUCUCAUAAGAUUUCCUCAAGGCUCUUAGUACCCCUGCGAUGCUGUGUUACACUUCAGAUUUAACGAGAAACUACAGAAGGAGCAAUCAGUGGUAAGUCUGUUGAAUAGACUAUAUCCACGUGCAUGCAGCAGAGACACAUAUCUGCUGUCUCUGAAUGUAUUGCCUUGCUUUGUGUUUGUAGGAGUGCAGAAAGUUGCUUUAUAGCAGCAGACAUGCUCAAUCCAGAAGGUUGUGAGGGAGGAUGCAGUGCAUCACAGCCUCAGUUUGGUCACGUUGUCUGAUGGCUGCGUUUAGAAUGUGUUCAGGUUUGGAGGCAUUAAAAUUCUGCAUAGCUGCGACCCUGAGCUUGACAUAAUUGUAGAAUGUUGUCUUGCUGUCGUAAUGAAAAUACAUUUUCUUUAAUGAAUCUGUAAAUUUGAUCAUGUACAAAUGUCUGACAAUUUUAUAUUUUCUUUUAGUGACUCACAUCAUUAAACAUUUUAGAGUGUCUGGAAACCCAGGUUGUAAUUACUCAGUAGAUAACAGCUCCUUGCACAAAGCACCAGAAAACUUGCUCGAAGAGAAAACUCCUGGUUCGUGUAUGUGUGACAGCUUGACAUUUGAGGGCAAAGUGUUUGUCAAGGCCUGUUUGAAGGUGAUUUGAAAGAGACCUCACCUCUGCACAGACACCAUAGCAACUGAGUGAGAAAGUCCCUUGGAAAAUGUGACCUGCAUCAGCCCCUGCGCUCCCCCUGCUCUUAGGAGCUGGGCUGUUGGAUAAUACAAAGGGUAGAAAACAAGAAACUUCAAAAGAAUUUUUGAGAUAAUCUUAGGUAAGCAGUGUAUCCAGUGUGUUAGAGUUUCCCUUCUGUGGCACUCACUUGUGCUGAGAAGAACAUUAAGCUAAUAGAGCAAGAAAAGUAAAUGUGUAAUAAGCAGAGCCAGGCCUCAAAUCCCAAAUGCCUCAAAGGAUCAGGCUUCUUGAAAUAGAAGAUAUGGCCCAGUACUGAAAUGUACUAUUCUGAUCAUGGUAGAAUAUGCAACUGACAACAUCAUGCUAUUUUGAAAUACAGUAAUUUCAUAAAAAAUAAUAAUUCAAUUUUUCUUACACAUUGUUUUACCU